Messenger RNA from Mercurialis annua (annual mercury), 2598 nucleotides. RefSeq lists its product as uncharacterized. Gene Ontology annotation, molecular function: ATP binding; protein kinase activity. The transcript is spliced from 21 exons. Bases 163 to 2298 code for a protein of 711 amino acids. The record is from RefSeq and is a predicted model, not a curated record. NCBI's taxonomy places the organism in Eukaryota, Viridiplantae, Streptophyta, Magnoliopsida, Malpighiales, Euphorbiaceae. Gene Ontology annotation, biological process: protein phosphorylation.
GGUAACACGAAACGCAAUCUCUCUUCAACCAUUCAUCGCCUACGCUACGCUACUCCUCUCCAUUCUCACACACUACUCAUUUCAAUUCUCUUAUAUAUUAAUCAAUACUAAUUUACACUUCGAAUUCACCUAACAAUCCAAAAUCCUUAAUUUCAAUUAAAAAUGUUACUAUUUUCUCCUUCUUCCCUCCCCUUUUUAUGCUCAUUUCCCGCCAAUUUCCCCUCCAACAGCCCCAAACGACGUUCGUACACGUCGUUUAAUCAAUUCCCACCGCCUCAACCUGUUACGAACCGCCGCCGUGGGUACAGUGAGGACGUGGACGCGUUUACUGAGAAAUCUGGAUAUAUAUUUGAGCUCAGUGAGAAAGACGCAGAGUCAUUGAGUAAUUACGACAUUGGAAAAAUUAUUCAAGUUUGUAAGAAAAAACCGUUGAUUUUGAUUCGUAGAUUGUUUCAAAUCGGUACUACUUUUGGUAGGUGGUUCGGUGCUAGAUACUUAGAUAGCUUUGCUGAUAAAUCCGAUCAAAUGUUCAAGAUUAGAGCUGCGGAAUUGCGGAGAAUUUUGCUAGAACUUGGACCUGCCUAUAUAAAGAUUGCACAAGCUAUUUCGUCUCGAGCUGAUUUGAUUCCACCAUCGUAUCUUGAUGAACUUUCCUUGUUGCAAGAUCGGAUAGCACCAUUUUCAUCGGAACUUGCAUUAUUUACAAUAGAACAGGAACUUGGGUUGCCAAUAGAUGAGGUUUUCUCAGAGAUUUCCCCUGAGCCUAUUGCUGCAGCAUCCCUUGGCCAGGUCUAUAAAGCAAGGCUUCAUAGCGGUCAGAUUGUGGCAAUUAAAGUACAAAGGCCAGGAGUCCAGGCUGCUAUUGCCCUAGAUAUACUCAUCUUGCGUUUCAUAGCUGGAGUAGUGAAGAAAACUGGAAAAUUUAACUCUGAUCUUCAGGCAAUUGUUGAUGAAUGGGCAUCAAGUCUUUUCCGGGAGAUGGACUAUGUGAAUGAAGCAAAUAAUGGAACCAAGUUUAGGAAGCUAUAUGGCAGUAUCCAAGAUGUUUCAGUUCCAGAAAUGUACAUGGAGCACACAACUCGUAAGGUCCUUGUUAUGGAAUGGAUUGAGGGUCAAAAGUUGACAGAAACAAGUGACAUUUACUUGAUUGAGGUAGGAGUUUACUGCUCACUUAAUCAACUUUUGGAGUAUGGAUUCUACCAUGCUGAUCCACACCCAGGAAACUUUCUACGUACAUGUGAUGGGAAACUAGCUUAUUUAGAUUUUGGAAUGAUGGGUGAAUUUAAGCAGGAACUCCGUAAUGGGUUUGUUGAAGCUUGUCUCCAUCUUGUAAAUAGUGAUUUUGAUGCAUUGGCUGAUGACUUUGUUACUCUUGGGCUUCUUCCACCAACUGCAGACAAGAAGGCUGUUACAGAAGCUUUAAUAGGUGUUUUUCAAAAUGCUGUUGAAAAAGGAGUCCGCAACAUAAGUUUUGGAGACCUUGUGGAGAAGUUGGGAACUACCAUGUACGAGUUCAAAUUUCAAAUACCUUCAUACUUCUUUCUCGUCAUUCGGAGUCUUGCAGUCUUGGAGGGCAUUGCUAUCGGUUUUGACCCAAAUUACAAAGUUUUGAGUAGCACAUAUCCGUGGAUUGCUAGAAAAGUUCUAACUGACAGCUCGCCUAAGCUGAAGUCUUCUUUGCAAGCUCUUCUUUACAAGGAAGGUGCUUUCAGAAUUGAUCGACUAGAAUCUCUGCUUUCAGAGUCAAUGCGUGCCCGUGCUGAAAGGGCCUUAGAUAAAAGACAGACGGAAGGGUCUGCUGCCCGAGUGGCUAUUAAGGAAAUCCUUUCCUUCACAUUAACUGACAAGGGUGCCUUUGUGAGGGAAAUAAUUCUUCAAGAAGUUGCUAAGGGUUUGGAUGCACUAGGGGUUGUGACAUUUGAUUCAUUAACUUCUGCUGCUACUGCGAGCAUACCCUUUUAUACACCCCUUUCAUCCUCUUCAAUGACCGAGGAAGACGUAAAGAAUUUGAGAACGCUGCGUCGCCUCAUGCUACUGUGGUCACAUUCACAAAUGAAAAGCGGUCUUGUCAUGGAAGUUAAAGGGAGUACCAGAAACCAGAUUCAGAAUUUGUACCUGGAAGAAGCAUUGCCUAUUUUUGAUCGUCUUUCAUCAGUUCAGGAUAUUAUGCCUAUCCUCUCUGUUAUUUCCGAGUUACCGCCAGAACUGCAACGGCAGUUACUUCUUAUGCCUGGUGAUCUGGCUGGAAGGUUGGUUUCUCGUGCAGUUGCUAGGACUGUCAGGCGGAUGUUUCUUUGACGUAAAUUAUUUUUUUGGGGAAGCAUGAUCAGGCAGUUUGUAUUUCGUAGAUAAACUAUUAAAGCAUGGCUCAUAUUCACCCUCCAAUGAGAAGGCAAGGAUAGAAGUUACAAAAACUACCUGGAUCUGGGUAAUUUUUUUGGAUUUUUACAUUCUUCUUUUCUUCCAUUACUCAAUCUCAUAGUUCUCCAAUUUGUUGGUUGGAAGUGAAUUCCAAUCACAUAGUGUAGUUUGCAAGAAAUAUAAGAUGUUAUAAAUGUGGGUACAAUUAAAAGUUCAUAUAUCAUUUGCUUGUUGGUA